Iphiclides podalirius (scarce swallowtail) is the source of this 1257-nucleotide messenger RNA. The record is from the annotation of a GenBank genome assembly. NCBI's taxonomy places the organism in Eukaryota, Metazoa, Arthropoda, Insecta, Lepidoptera, Papilionidae.
AUGCCGCCCUCGCAAUGUCCGACUGACCGCGCCGGCGAUGCGCUCUCGCCGACGUGUUCGGUUCGCUGCUCGGCUCGGUAUGGUUCGGUUCGGUUCGGUUCGGUUCGCGCCGAUUCGCCGGGUUCCGAGUGCGGUUCGUUCGUUCGUUGGGCGCGCGUGCGGCGUGCGGCCGCGGCUGUUCGCGCGCUACUGCCGCGGCCCGCGCGCGCCCACCCAACUCCCUCGCCCACAGCCGGCGGCGCGCGUAUUUAUAGAGCGGCCACUCCGCCGCUACUCCGGAAAUAUUUCGCGUACAUUUCGCACAGCGCUGGCCGAGACGCGGACGGAGAUCCGUGGCGAGACCCGGCGGCCCGCAGCUCGGAUCUUUGGACAGGAAGGGGCAUUCAACGUCUGCCUCCCACGUACGUGAGAGUCGCGUCGCCGGCGCGGAUUGAUUUUGCCCACGAUAACCGCUCAAUCAUAUUCCUACGCUCAUCAGUGGUGGGACAGAGCGCGGUGGGGCAGUGGCGGGAAGGCGGACCGUGCAAGUCUCUAAAACCAACUCGGCUACCAUUCAGGGCGUUCUGUCGCUGCGCGAUCUUCUGCAUCGCGGUAAAGUCGACAACCCUAGCGAGGUACCGGCGCGCUGGAGGCUCUAGUCGCACAUGCGGUGGCGCGGCGCCGACUGACGCGACAUUGACCGUCGCCCGGCGAAUAAUAAAACAGACCGACGCCUGGCGGCAAGCCAGGGCCCUUCCCAUCGUCGCAAACGGCCCUCCCGCGAACCAACGCCGUGCCGGUGUUUUACGGUGGAAAGUGAAACGCGCACGCGAGCUGCAAUGGAAACGACGCAGCGGUGCAACGACACCGGUGCGCGAUCGAUGCGUUUCAAUUUCGCCACCCCGAAAACGCUUACACGAAGUGGGCGCGAAGACGGGAAAAAAAGGCGCGAACGCGGAAAACGCGCCACGAUUCGGAGGAUUUGAAAAAAGAACGGCGUCGCCAUGCGGCGCAAUUCAGAUAGCGUAUCUGUGGACGCGACGUUUGGCGCCGCCGACGGGAGUACCGGAUAUCGUCCGGAAAUGGCGGGCAUUCCGCGCGACGCCGUACGCGACCGCAGACCGCGCCGAAAAAAGUAUAACGCCCUCUUUUUCUCGACGGCGUGCAUCGCUCCCUUUAGGCGGGUCCCGUGGUGCCUUUGAACUUUGCACGACGGCGAACGGGGCGCGAGCUAUGCCUCUGCUCCGAGUUUACCCGUCACUCGACGAGAGGAUCGAC